Trypanosoma cruzi is the source of this 725-nucleotide messenger RNA. RefSeq names its product basal body component, putative. The record is from RefSeq and is a predicted model, not a curated record. The transcript has a single exon. The annotation marks the transcript as partial. NCBI's taxonomy places the organism in Eukaryota, Euglenozoa, Kinetoplastea, Trypanosomatida, Trypanosomatidae.
UCCGCCGGCGUCUUGAAGAAUGCACGGUGGAGCAUAAUCAGAGCGAGGUGGAGGUGCGGGAGUUGCGCAGCGAACUUUCGGCGGUGCAGCAAGUCCUGCAGGAAAAGGAGAAUGUGUUGGCAAGCGAGCGCGAGAGGGCCCGUGAGGAGAGCCGUCGGUUGACUGCGCUCACCGCCGCCAAAGAGACGCUUCAUAGACAAAUAGAAGAGCUCCGGCGGCAGAUUCAGUCGCUGCAGCUGCAGCUUUCGGUGGCACGACAAGGGGCGCAGCAGAGCAAUCACACGGCUGCCUCCCAGCACAGUCGAAUGGAGGAGCGCGUCGCGGAGCUCACGAAGAGACUGAACGCGGUUGAAUCGGAGAAACAACAGUUGGAUCGUCAGACAAACAACGACAGAAGGAAAAUUGCUGUUCUUGAGAAAGAGCUUGCCGAGUCACGGAAGCGAGAAGCUGAACUCUCCAGCCAACUUCAGGCACGUAAAUCUGAGAACUCGGCAUUGAAGGAACGUUGUGCCAAUCUUGAAUCGCUUAAAAACAUUGGGGAAGUCACCCUUGCAGAAACACGUUUGCGGGAAAAAGACCUCCUUGAAAAAAUUGAGGAGAUGCGCAGUGCGCAGCAACUCAUGCAGCUCUGCUUUGACAAGCAACAGGAACAGCUAGAGGUGGGCCGUCGAAUGCAUGAACAAGACAUCAACCGAAGUGGAUUGUUAUACAAAAAUGAUCGCUGA